AUGUCGAGAUUAAAUGAAUAUCAAGUGAUCGGUCGCCGUUUACCUACCGAGUCAGCACCGGAACCUAAAUUGUUCCGUAUGAGAAUCUUUGCCCCAAAUACUGUUGUUGCAAAAUCAAGAUACUGGUAUUUCUUACAAAAAUUACACAAGGUUAAAAAGACUUUAGGUGAAAUUGUCUCAGUGAAUGUCAUCAGCGAGGCUAAACCAACCAAGGUCAAGACUUUUGGUAUUUGGAUCAGAUACGAAUCAAGAUCAGGUAUUCACAACAUGUACAAAGAGUAUAGAGAUGUCACUAGAGUUGGUGCUGUUGAAACCAUGUACCAAGAUUUGGCUGCUAGACACAGAGCUAGAUUUAGAAACAUCCACAUUUUGAAGGUUGUUGAAUUACAAAAAUCCGAUGACGUAAAGAGACAAUAUGUUAAACAAUUUUUGACCAAGGACUUGAAAUUCCCAUUGCCACACAGAGUACAAAAGCAACAGAAAUUGUUCCAAGCUCACGCUCCAACCACCUUCUACUAG
Messenger RNA from Lodderomyces oxycetoniae, 519 nucleotides. It is a transcript of the gene RPL20B, whose product is annotated as 60S ribosomal protein eL20. Gene Ontology annotation, cellular component: cytosolic large ribosomal subunit; ribosome. Lineage: Eukaryota; Fungi; Ascomycota; Pichiomycetes; Serinales; Debaryomycetaceae. Bases 1 to 519 code for a protein of 172 amino acids. Gene Ontology annotation, biological process: translation. The record is from RefSeq and is a predicted model, not a curated record. Gene Ontology annotation, molecular function: structural constituent of ribosome. The transcript has a single exon.